GGAGGGGAGACGCGACAGAUCCCGUGAUACAAACAGGACAGAGGCACUGCAGGAACGUUGAGAGGGAACUCCCAAAUUCAAGUGUUAGAUGAGGUCACACGCCCGCCAGCAGCUUCAGGGCACGGGAGACUGUUGCCAAGAGGAGGGAAGGUGGCAGCUCCAGUGGUGUGAUCCCCCCCAGUGAGGUGAAGGUGCUGGACUCCCAGCUGUGCUCUCCAGACCACUCCAGCCCCUCUGGACCUUGAUCUGUGCACUCGAACAAGCUGGAAAUGCUUUUCAAGCCCCCUCCAGCCAUGAGCUGCUGAGGAGAUCAGGGGAGUGGAGAGCAGUCUGAAGACCUUCAGACCCAUCCAAAACCUCCUUUCCUGGAGCCAGCCUGCAGGGAAUCCUGCCUCCCCACCUGCUGAUUUUCUGCAGAUGUGCUGGUAUCCAGGAUGGAGAGAGAAGAGAGUGAGACCCUGGCCAAUGAGGUGGAAGAGAUGAGUGGAAGAGCCGACGUGACCCUGGACCCAGACACCGCCAACCCCUUCCUCAUCCUGGCUGGCGACCAGCGAGGCGUGGGACGGGGGGAUGAGUGGUCUUCGCUGCCCGACAACCCCGAGCGGUUCGACACGGAGCCGUGUGUGCUGGGCAGCCAGGGCUUCACUGCAGGGAGGCACUGCUGGGAGGUGGAGGUGGCCAAGGCAGGGGACUGGUGGGCUGUGGGGGUGGCCCAGGAGUCUGUCAGGAGGAAAGGGGUCCUCAGUUUUACCCCCCAGGAGGGGAUCUGGGCCGUGGGGCAGUGGUUUGGACAAUACCAUGCUUUCACUGAUCCUGACUGGACCCCCCUGCACCUUGCCUGUCUCCCCAGGGCCAUCCAGGUCUGCCUGGACUUCACAGACAGGCAGGUGGCAUUUGCUGAUGCUGAAAACAAAGCCCCAAUCUUUGCUUUCUGCCUGGCUUCAUGUCCUGGGGAGAGGCUAUGCCCAUGGCUCUGGGUGGGGAUGGACUCGUGGCUCAAGCUGUGUCCUUGACGCGGAGGGAGCGUGGGUAGCAGGAGGGGAGACUGGAAAGGCAAACACCAUCGUCUUGGGGCUUGGUGCUGGGAACUGGGAGGGUCCUGCGUCCUGCCAGCCUCUCCUCACAUGGUUCCUCUGGCCACCAAGUGGGAGGACUGUCAGGUCUUGGAGAUGGACACCGCCAAAGAGGCUCCUUCAUCCCCACC
Haliaeetus leucocephalus (bald eagle) is the source of this 1204-nucleotide messenger RNA. Its product is annotated as thaicobrin-like. The record is from RefSeq and is a predicted model, not a curated record. Bases 435 to 1013 code for a protein of 192 amino acids. The transcript is spliced from 3 exons. Gene Ontology annotation, molecular function: protein binding. Lineage: Eukaryota; Metazoa; Chordata; Aves; Accipitriformes; Accipitridae.